UAACUUUGAUGUAUGUAGGAAGGGGUUGUAUUUGUACUCUCGGGGUUCGUUAACCCUGAACGUAGCACAUUACGGUCUCAAGCAUUGGAAAUGGGGGCUGAGUAUCAAGCUGAUUGGAACACCAAGUGCACCCUCCUAGUUUGUGCAUUUCCUAACACCCCAAAGUUUCGACAAGUUGAGGCUGAUAACGGUACCAUUGUUUCCAAGGAUUGGAUAACUGAGUGUCACAGCCAGAAACAGCUUGUUGGCAUUGAACCUUACCUUCUACAUGCUGGUAAACCGUGGAGGCAUCAAAGUGGCUCUGUUGGAGCAAGCGAAGAUCCAAAACCAUCUUCAUCAAAGAACUCUCUUAAGCAAGUAGACAAGCUUGCAGAUUCAAAACCACGCCCUUCUGCCUCGACCAAGACGGACAAUAAGCACUCUAGAAAUGAGUUUCCGACUUCUGAAGUGAAGAAAUGGGCAAUAGAUGACAUGAAAAAGACCAUAUCAUGGUUGGACAGCCAAGAAGAAAAGCCUGAUCCAAGUGAGAUAAAGAAGAUAGCAGCUGAAGGAAUCUUGACAUGUUUGCAAGAUGCCAUAGAUUCUCUCAAGGAAGGGAAGGGUAUGGAAGAAAUAAUGGAGCAGUGGAGUUUCAUCCCACGGGUCGUUAUGGAGCUGAACAAGCUGGAAAUAGCCAGAGAUAGUCCGGUUUCUGCUUCUAAAACCGAGACCUACAAACAGGCUAUCGUGUUCAAACGGAUUUACGAAACGGAGCUCAGGAAAUUGGAAGACGAGACGAACGAUAAGAAGAAACGACAAAAGAUCGAAAAGGGUGGAAAAACGAGCAAGGAUGAGGAGGGUUACGACAGCGAUGAUACGAUCGAGAUGACAGAAGAGGAAGUAAAGGAAGCAUUCAAUAGUGUUGCAUCUCGCAUUGUAGUAAAUGAUAACCAGUUUGGUCAUAGAUGAUGAUGGUUCCAAGUUCAUACUGCAAGAAUCAGGAACUCUCAUGCUUGCUUGGUCUUUUCAUGGUUUUAUCAAGUAUUUGUGUUAUAUCUGGAAAAUAUAUUUUAAUUAAAUCUAUGAUCUUUUUACAUGCUUUUGGCGUGUAA
Messenger RNA from Cynara cardunculus var. scolymus (artichoke), 1091 nucleotides. Its product is annotated as DNA-repair protein XRCC1. Bases 91 to 948 code for a protein of 285 amino acids. Lineage: Eukaryota; Viridiplantae; Streptophyta; Magnoliopsida; Asterales; Asteraceae. The record is from RefSeq and is a predicted model, not a curated record. The transcript has 6 exons.